AUGAGUCUGUCCGGGAAGCAGCGGUUCUCCGCCAACUCUUUCUCCGGGUUCGGGAGCCGGAAGAUGGCAUUGUCCUCCGCCGGGGGGUCGUCAAUGCGCUCCAGCUUCGGGAGCAGAAUGGGCAUUGGGGUCGGAGGAGGAGGCGCUAGUCUCGGCUUCGGGAAGGGCUUUGGAGACGGUGGAGGAGGAGGGUUCAGGAUGUCAUCCUCCAGCCACAUGGCAGGUCUGGGGAGUGGGAUGAGCACCGGUGGCGGCGGCAGCGGGAUGUUCGGGGGCGGUGGAGGCGGUGGAGGAGGAGGUUUCGGGUACGGUGGAAGUGUUGAGGACACGUCCCUCGGGUUCGCCGGUAACGAGAAGCAGCACAUGCACAACCUGAACGACCGCCUGGCAACCUACAUGGAGAAGGUUCGCCAGCUGGAGGCCACCAACCACCAGCUGGAGGAGAAGCUGAAGACCUUCACCUUCAACAAGGUGGAGGCGCAUGACCUGACCAUCUACGACGCAACCCUCAAACCCCUCAUGGAGCAGCUCAUGGCUUUCCUGAUACAGAACACUCAGAUUGCCGUGGAGAUCGACAACGCCAAGCUGACUGCUGACGACUUCAGAGUCAAGUGGGAGAAUGAGCUGUCUUUGCGCCAGUGUGUGGAGGGGGACAUCGGGGGUCUGAGGAACCUGCAGCGGGAGUUUGAGAUGAACAUUACAGCCAUGAUGCAGGACCUGCAGGGGUACCAGAACGAACGGGUCUCCAUGGCGAAGAGCCAUGAAGAGGAGCUGUUGUCCAUGCGUGGGGGGAUGACGGGCCAGGUGAACGUGGAUGUCCAGGCUGCUAAGAGCCAGGACUUGUCUCUGAUGCUGGCUGAAGUCAGGUCGGAGUACGAGGCGGCCGUGGAGAAAAACCGCAGACAGGCCGAGGCCUGGUACAUGAAACAGGUGGAGAUGAAGCAGGCAGAGUCGGCGGUGGUGAUGGAGACGACCACGACGACCACGUCGGAGAUGACGGAGUUACGGAACCGCUACCAGACCCUACAGAUGGAAUACCAGGGACUACCGAACCUAGAGGCCAGGCUGUUGGAGGUUCAGUCCCAGUUCCAGCAACGUCUGUCUGGGUAUAGUGGCAAGGUGAUGGGCCUGGAGGGAGAACUGACCUCCAUAAGGGCCAGCACCACUGAGCAGAGCCAGGACUACCAGAUCCUUCUGAACAUCAAGAGUCGUCUAGAGAUGGAGAUCCAGCAGUAUAAGCAUCUGCUGGAGGGAGCCGGCCUGGGAGGGGGCAUGGUGGUUUCUGGAGGGGCCGGGAGGUCGGCAGGUAAAACUUGUUAG
Salvelinus namaycush (lake trout) is the source of this 1320-nucleotide messenger RNA. Its product is annotated as keratin, type I cytoskeletal 13-like. The record is from RefSeq and is a predicted model, not a curated record. Gene Ontology annotation, molecular function: structural molecule activity. The transcript is spliced from 7 exons. The coding region runs from base 1 to 1320 and encodes 439 amino acids. NCBI's taxonomy places the organism in Eukaryota, Metazoa, Chordata, Actinopteri, Salmoniformes, Salmonidae.